Fomitopsis serialis is the source of this 774-nucleotide messenger RNA. Its product is annotated as putative methyltransferase-domain-containing protein. Bases 1 to 774 code for a protein of 257 amino acids. The record is from RefSeq and is a predicted model, not a curated record. The transcript has 6 exons. Lineage: Eukaryota; Fungi; Basidiomycota; Agaricomycetes; Polyporales; Fomitopsidaceae.
AUGAUUGACCUCGUCGUAGAAGAACAACUGGAUGAGCUCGACCCCCUCCGGCACCUUCGCGACGACCCCGACCUCGACGCUGACCGCGCAGGCAUCGUGCCGGCCCAACCGCCGUCCAUCCUCGGCCAGACCAUCGGGCUCGUGUUCGCCGGCCCAUCUGCAGGGGAGGUCGACGGUGGUGAUGUCGCGAUUACGCUUCUGGUGGAUGCGUCCCCGGGGUGCGGCGGGAUUGCUUGGCCCGCAGGGGAGGUGCUCUCGCGGUACAUCGCGCGCAGAGGCUCGCUCGAAGGCCGGACUGUGCUAGAACUCGGAAGUGGGACGGGCCUUGUAGGGCUCGUCGCGGGGAAGAUGGGUGCAGAGGUGUGGAUCACGGACCAGGCACCGCUUCUUCCUAUCAUGCAACGCAAUGUAACCACGAACGACCUCUCCUCGCGUGUGCAUGUCGCCGAGCUGGAUUGGUCUGGCAGGGGCUCACCGCUCCCACAGGACAUCCCGCGCCCAUCUCUAAUCCUCGCCGCUGACUGUGUCUACUUUGAGCCUGCAUUCCCGUUGCUCGUACAAACUCUCGCCGAGCUCGUCCCGCGUGGCUGUUACGCUGAUUACGGCGACAAUGUAGAGGUGCUGUUCUGCUACAAGAAGCGGCGAAAGGCCGACAAGCGGUUCUUCACGCUGUUGAAGAGGGAGUUUACUUGGGCUGAGGUCACGGACGACCCGGACCGGGAAGUGUAUGCUCGCGAAGCAAUAUCGCUCCUGCGGCUCACGCGGAAAUGCUGA